Hippocampus comes (tiger tail seahorse) is the source of this 3190-nucleotide messenger RNA. It is a transcript of the gene meis3, whose product is annotated as myeloid ecotropic viral integration site 3. Gene Ontology annotation, biological process: regulation of DNA-templated transcription. The record is from RefSeq and is a predicted model, not a curated record. The coding region runs from base 902 to 2113 and encodes 403 amino acids. Gene Ontology annotation, molecular function: DNA binding. The transcript has 13 exons. Lineage: Eukaryota; Metazoa; Chordata; Actinopteri; Syngnathiformes; Syngnathidae.
GAUAUAUGCGGACAAUAAAACACUUUGAAAGCUAUUAUCAGCCUUUAAAUUCCACGUCAACGAGCACACUUUGACUUUAUUUAUGACAUACGAUGUAUGCCAGCCUUUACCGCAAUUAGCUUCCUAAUGAGCUUUUAAAUUAAAUUGGCCCCGGAGCACACAAAACAUGACAGAUUGCAUCAUUUAUAAUGUGAUGUGCACGGAUCAUGCCCGAACAAAUAAUCACAGCUUCUUAUUAGCAGUUCGUCUUCUCUCACGUUAAAGUGGACAUUCAUCAUGGCGCAUGCUUUAAAAGAUAUAAGGAGUUAUCUUGCAGAGGACGCGAUUAAAAAAAAAAAAAGAAAGAAAACGAGCGUGGGGUCUUCUCUGGCGUGAUAAGCGGGAGGAGGAGUAAACGAGGAAAAGGAAAAGGCGGAGGGAUUGGAGAUGAGUGGGAGCAAGAGACCCCGUCGCGUUUUGACCCUCCGAAACCUUCCCGCACACCGCCACCAUCAUCACGCCUUCUCCUCCUCCUCCUCCUCCUCCUUCUUCUUCCUCUCUUCUUGAGACCGAAAACACAAUCGCUCAUUCCCACCCUUGACAUUUUGCAGCCCGUCGCCGCCCGCUGCGUGGACAGCGAGCACAAGGACGCUCGCUCUCUUUUGGAAGCUUUCCGUCUCUUUUGGACCCUUCCCGACAGCACCGAGCAUCCCGAUCGGCUUGAAAGCGGGAGCGAGCGAGAGGCGCACCAGGCGGAAGCGAGGAUCUCAGCCUCUGCUUUCUGGACUUAAAACACGACUCGAACACAACCGGCAGCUAUUUACGUUUAGGGGCACAGAGGCUGAGCCUGCUGGACUGUAGCCGGGCAGUGCAUCAUCAUCUUGGGGGAAGGACCGACUGGCGAGUCGCAUGGAGAAAAGGUAUGAAGAUCUGGUGCACUACUCGGGGACGGAGGGCAUGUCGAUGGGGGUCUACGGGGAGGAUGUCAGACCACUUCCUACCCCUCAGUACGGAGCCCCCAUCCCCGAUUCCCUCAAACACCACAAGGACCAGAUCUACGGUUUUUGAAAAGUGUGAGCUUGCCACCUGCUCCCCCCGAGACUCCUCCUCCCUAUCGGCCACAUCCCACCUCCCCGGCAUGACAAGUCACAGCGACGUGUGCUCCUCGGAAUCCUUCAACGAUGACAUUGCUGCAUUUGCUAAACAGAUUCGUUCAGAGAAACCAAUAUUUUCUUCAAAUCCUGAGCUGGACAACUUGAUGAUUCAGGCUAUACAAGUUCUUCGCUUUCAUUUGCUGGAGUUAGAGAAGGUGCACGACCUAUGUGAUAACUUCUGCCACCGUUACAUCACCUGUCUGAAGGGCAAAAUGCCCACAGACUUGGUCCUGGAUGAACGGGAGGGAGGCUCCAAGUCUGACAUGGAGGAUUUUAACGGAUCCUGCACUAGUUUGUCAGAACAGAAUGCGUCGUGGUUACGAGAGCCAGAUGAAUGUGCCACCACUCCUUUGGGAACCCCAGGCACCUGUGGUUUGCCUUCGCACAGCACAGCGGACAACUGUAGUGAUACAGGCGACGGCCUGGACACAGGAGUGGCCUCCCCCAGCACAGGAGAAGAGGACGAGUCUGACAGAGAGAGGAGAAACAACAAGAAGAGAGGCAUUUUCCCCAAAGUGGCCACAAACAUAAUGAGAGCAUGGCUCUUCCAGCAUCUAACGCACCCAUACCCAUCGGAGGAGCAGAAGAAGCAGCUGUCACUGGACACGGGUCUGACCAUCUUACAGGUCAACAACUGGUUUAUCAACGCCAGGAGGAGAAUCGUUCAGCCCAUGAUCGACCAGUCAAAUCGCUCAGGUCAGGGUGGUCCCUACAGCCCAGAGGGAGCAGCUCUUGGUUACGGACUUGACGGACAAGCCCACCUCGGCCUCCGAGCAGCAGGUCUUCAAGGGAUGCCGUCUCUGCAGGGGGACUACUCCGGGGCUCUGCUAUCCCAAGCAGCCUAUCCAGCCCACCCAGGACCUUCCAUCCACCCCUACCCGGGCCCGCACCCGCACGCCGCCAUGCUGCUUCACCCGCCGCCACACGCUCACACCACUGAGCCCCUCCUUGCACAAGGACUGGACAUCCAUGCACACUAGCUGUGGAGGGCGUCUGUGUGUGUGUGUGUGUGUGUGUGUGUGUGUGUGUGUGUGUGUGCGCGUGAGAUGAUUUCAACACACUAUUUAAAGAAAACAAGACUAAUUGCUCCAAGAGUUUACAUUCCCUACCCAAAGACAAUGACCUCAAUGUAGCUCUCUCUCUCUCUCUCUCUCUCUCUCUCUCUCUCUCUCUCACACACACACACACACACACACACACACACACACACACACACACACAUACACACACACUGGUUUAAGCCAUACCUCUCUCCGAGUAGAAGUGCUUCCUCCGCUCCCAUCGCCUUCACUGUGUCCUGUGGAUGAGACCAAUGCUUUAACGUUGAUAUCCCGCCACGCGUGUUGUUGGACCACCGCAAGAGACGAUUGGAUGACAGACCAAUAUUUAUCACCAGACAUGUUUUUACACUACAAAGACAUUAACUGGAUGCGCCUCGAUCCUGUGACCAUGCCUUCUUCAAGCUCUGUCUUCCUGCACAAGUGACUGCCCAGAAAACACACACACACACACACACACACACACACACACACACACACACACACACACACACACACACACACACACACACACACACACACACACACACACACACACACACACACUUUUCUCCCACUCUUUAUUUAAGGCUUAUCUGAGUUUUUAUUCUAUUUUUGUAUUUAUGUGAGCCACUCACGGCAGUUGCAGUUUGACCCACGCUUGUUUGAAAUCUUCGUUGCUCGUCCUCAGCAUGAAGCUAAACACGAUGAAUGACUUCCAGUCUGCCUCGCUCUCAUACCACUUACCUCCUUAAUAUGCCAACGGGCGUACGUUGCACGAGCGCGCGCGCACACACAUACACACACACACACACAGACACACGUGCACGCGCACACGGUGGAGACAAGCUCUUCAAGCUUUUGCAUACGUGUUGUGUGUCGCAGCAGUGAGACGGGAGCUGCAGCCAAAGGACUUUAAACACUCUGCUCCCGAUCAACUCUGCUCUGCUCGGACUGCAUUGAAAAAUAUUUCUGAAUGAAUGAUAUGGUCAAAGAAUUAAAAUGUUUUUUUGUACCACA